AUGUCAGGUGGUGUUUAUCACGUUAGUGUCCAAGAAGUGGUGGAAAGUGAGAGAAAAGUACGCAUAAGAAGCAUGUUAAGUGUCAACUCCGAGGGAUACGGCAAAAUCAAAUUUAAAAGUCUUUCCACUUCUGUAGUAGACGAGUCUUCGGGAAUUCCUGACGAACAGUCGGAUUUUUACUUUGAAGAUGUGCUGUGUGACGUGCAGGUUUCUCAGCGGACGAACAUGCUGGACGUCCACAUUCAAGAGAUUCACCAGACCUCCCUGGAGGACACAAGGAUGGGGUGGACGAAACCCUUAGUGGUGACGGGGGUCGUUAUGGCCAUCAUUGCCCUUGCUGAGUGGUGCUGGUGGAAAUAUAUGGUCAAGGAUUUACAAACGCUUCCUUCAUCAAAAUGUAACAAACAUCUCGUCAUUGCGCAACGAAUGUUGUCGUCCAUUUUCCACAACAAGCUGACAGACGGAAAUGUUUUGUUCUUCCAACUGCUGCGAGGGUUGGUAAUGAUUCACCAGAUCCAAAACUUGGGGUGCUUCUAUAUGUGGGGGUUCUUUCGACCAGUUGUCUUUUGCUUCUCGCCGGAAUUUUUCGAGGUGAUUCUGAAAAGUCCUAUAAACCUUAAGAAAUCAUUCGAUUACACUUUUCUUCAUCCUUGGCUGAAAGAAGGCUUGGUGACGAGCGAGGGAAACAAGUGGAGAGCAAGACGUCGCGUCAUUGCCAAUACGUUUCAUUUCAAGAUCUUGGAGAGUUUUGUGGGCGUAUUUGAUGACCAGUCUCGCUACAUGGUCAAGAAACUGACAGCGGCACGAAAAGACAACCCUGUUGUGAACGUCAUUCCCUAUAUCACCAUGUGCACUUUGGAUACCAUUUGUCAGACUGCUAUGGGAAUCAGUAUUCAUGCUCAAGACAACCACGACUCCGUCUACGUUAAGCGUAUGCACAAGGCUUGCGAAGCAUUUGCAGCACGCAUAUUAAGGCCUUGGUUGUGGCCAGACUGGGUUUUUUAUAACACUAGGAGAGGGAAGGAAUUCAAGGAGAACUCAGCAGCAAUGGACAAAUUCACCAGACAAGUCAUUCUAAACAGAAAAGCUGAGAUGACAGAAAAACUAAAAUCUGAGAAGAAUCAUUCAAAGUCCGAGAAUGUGCUCGCACCCGAAGGUGAAGACGAGAAGCGAAAGGCAUUCCUCGAUUUACUGCUUGACAUGCAUCUCAGUGAUCCUGAAAGUUUUACUGAAUAUGACAUCCAAGAGGAAGUAGACUCCUUUAUGUUUGCGGGGCACGACACCACCGCCGUCGGUACUGGAUGGACUCUGUAUCUUCUCGGCCUCCACCCCGAAGUUCAAGCGAGAGUGGUCGAAGAAAUAGAUUCCGUCUACGGGGACGAUUACAGCAAGCCGGUCACUGAAGAAUGCCUCAAACAGCUGAAAUACCUGGACUGCGUGAUAAAAGAAGCUCAAAGGCUUUUCCCACCAGCGCCAUACAUCGGCAGGGAAUUACAAGAAGACGUUGAAGUUGACGGCUUCAAGAUCCCGAAGGGCACAACCUGCAUGUUGGUGAUAUACAUGCUGCAUAGGAAUAAAGAAUGUUUCCCUAAUCCGGAACUCUUUGAUCCGGACAGGUUCUUACCGGAAAACAUCAACAAGAGACAUCCAUUUGCCUACUGCCCCUUCUCAGCUGGACCGAGGAGUUGCAUAGGACAAAAAUUUGCCAUGUUAGAGGAGAAGACUAUUGUCUCGAAUAUUCUCCGAAACUUCACCGUCCGAUCCGUGGAUCAGAGGGAUCAGCUCUUUUUGGCUGCAGAAUUGGUCCUUCGGUCCAGAGGAGGCGUGAAAUUGGAGCUAAUUCCUCGAAAACGAUAG
Messenger RNA from Uloborus diversus, 1857 nucleotides. Its product is annotated as cytochrome P450 4C1-like. NCBI's taxonomy places the organism in Eukaryota, Metazoa, Arthropoda, Arachnida, Araneae, Uloboridae. The coding region runs from base 1 to 1857 and encodes 618 amino acids. Gene Ontology annotation, molecular function: heme binding; oxidoreductase activity, acting on paired donors, with incorporation or reduction of molecular oxygen; iron ion binding. The transcript is spliced from 12 exons. The record is from RefSeq and is a predicted model, not a curated record.